UAUGAUGCAGUAGGAUACGGACUGACUUCGUGUUAACCAGUGGAAACUGUCGGCUUAUUCCACUAAACCGUUCGCACACCUAGCCACUUGUUUAAAAAGCGAUUCCCUUGAAAAUAAAAUCGGUUACAAAAGAUGAAGUAUGUGUAACGUAAACCUGGGAUAUAGCUGCGUGCCACCCCGAGGAAGCUUUCGUGUUCACCGGUUUAUCCAGAAGUUGAACUCCCAGUACCAUGGAUGCUGAGGGAUAUAGAAAUGAUUUACACUAUGCAGAAGCAGAGCCCCAUUGGCAUAUGAUGCAGAAAUCAGGAGAUCUGGAUCAGAGGAGCAGAGAUGGUGAGGGAUGGAAGCUGGUGGAUGUAUUUCUUUCAGGAGGUGCACCAUGGGGAUUUACACUCAGAGGUGGACUCGAGCAUCGAGAGCCACUGCUCAUAACCAAGGUUGAGGAGGGCAGCAAGGCAGCAGCCGUGUGUCUCCAGGUGGGAGACGAGCUUGUCAACAUCAACGAGAUUCCCCUGAGUGGCUACAGACAGGAGGCAAUCUGCCUCGUGAAAGGCUCCCACAAGACCCUCAGUCUGGUGGUGAAAAGGCGGAACGAACCCAUAAGCAGGCCUCACUCCUGGCACUCCACCAAGUUCAACGAAAGCCAAUCAGAGACUGCCAAAACACAGUCUCCGCCCACGCCAGUCUGGCACACCAGAUAUGAUGCAAGUUCAUCCUCAACUGACCUCUCCUCUGGAUGGGAGCAGACAAACCUGCGCAGAGUGUCCGACCAGUUCAGCUCUCUUGGCAGUAUGGACAGUCUAGAACAUGUCUCUCACCCGUACCCUGCCGGUCAGCUGUCACCUGCCAAGUCUAACAACAGUAUGGAGCACCUCGGAGGAGGGAAGCGAGACUCAGCCUACAGCUCUUUCUCCACCAGCUCUGGCACACCAGACUACACCCUCUCAAAGAGCAACGCUGCCUCAACAGAGAACGUGCUCUAUAAAGUGAGCCAGUGGGACGCAGGUGGAAAGCACAGCAAUGGUCGAAACAGCCAGAGCCUGACUGAGGGAGGCAAACAGGACGAUAGGGUCACGUACUUUCAGAUGCCAGGAGUUGGGAGUGCAGGUUCUGAGGGUCCGCAGGUUGAGGAUCCAGCUGGUUCCCGCCAUUCUACUUCAAGUAGAACCAGCUUUGGACCUGUUUGGCAUGUCCCUGAGAAAAAGAAGACGGCAUCCCCAUCCCCUCCCCCACCCCCUCCACCUGCACGCAGUGACAGUUUUGCUGCGACUAAGGUACAUGAAAGGGGGCUCGUUACAGCUCACCCCGAAGGGCCUGAUUCACAUAUCCCCUGUAAGGCUUCCGCUGAAAACCGCCGCAGCCACAACCUCUCCAUGAAAAACGACAGCGACAGUUUUUACUCUUCAUCUGAUAAAUCUAGCCACAACCAGUUCAGCUCAAACAAGCAGUGCUCCCUGUCCAGCAGUGAUGUCCGGCAGGGCCAGCCUUACCAUCAAAGACACCAUAGUGACAUAAGCACUUUUUAUUCUCAGCCCUGGGCUACGUCAGUACCAAAGCUGCAGAACGUAGGUGGCUACCACUGUAGCAUGCAAGAGCUGCCAACUAACGGUUCUGCACAACACUUUGGUCAGAACCAGAGAAGGAACUUUAGCACCUCCCUGUCUCCCACAGCCACUGACCAAAACACCGACAGCAGUGGACCUAGCCGAUAUUACUGUGUCACAACAUGCCAGCCCACGCAGCCUAACGCCCAGCUGAUGUCAGGAAAACCAGAGGACAGGAGGAGUGUCACGGGCGUAGACCUGGCACAGAGUGGAAGUGAGCAUACUUCUCUAAGCCCACAGACAGUCACCAAAGUGAAGUAUCACCUGCCCCAGCAGCACUCCUCACACGGUAAAGACAGUAAUGGAUACAACAAGCACAGAGUUACCACUGUACCAGAAACCCCUGUACCGAAACCUAGCUGUGACGAUAUGGGAAGCCAGAGAGGACACAACACACAAAAUGCAGAAGCUCAGUACGUGAGUUACCCUCCUACCAGACAAUCUGAACAGCGAAGGUCUCUGCCGGUACAAACCAGAGAAAUACCCCCAGACGGAAGAUAUCACAGUCAAGCGAGCAACAGAAUCAGCCCCCAGGCAACCCCCAUGCUGCACUCUCUGUCCAUGGAUGCUGCAGGCCAAAAUGAUAAGACAAGAGGUCCAGUCUCGGAGGAGUCCCUCGAAAGCAAGCAGGUAAAACGCAGUGAACGUUUCGCCACAACGUUAAGGAAUGAAAUUCAGAUGAGACGAGCCAAGCUGCAGAAGAGUAAGAGUGCAGCUGUCCUUCCCAGUGCCGAGGGUGAUACUGAAGAUCAGGAUGUCUGGAAGUCCCCUGAAAGCACCACCCCAACUUCUGCAGAUGGAUCCUUCACCAACACCUACAAGGAUCAUCUGAAGGAAGCACAAGCGAGGGUGCUCAAGGCUACGUCUUUCAGGAGGAAAGACCUGGAGCCCGUCUUAGUGGAGAACCCUGCAGCGGAGGCCCUACCUAACUACCCAUCCUCAGCGCUGGCCCGUAAAGAUGUCAUCCCUCUGCCAACUGUCACAGAAUCAGUAAUGAGUAAAUCAGGGCCUGCUGCUGGUCAGGUAACUCGAAUUGGAGGCCGGAAGCGUUUUCCUGCAGAAAAGAAAGUAAGGUCUUUCUCUGAACCAGACAAAAUCCACGAAGUUGGGGUGCAAGAAGAUCUCUCCGGCAAUGAAAAUACAAGCUCCUCACUAGACCGACAGAAGCUCUUCAAAGAAAGCGGGAAACCCGGGUUCCCCAUUAACGUGCCCCCUCAAAGCUUUACAGAGAACCAAGGCCAAGAUCUUGCCUCCAUCAGUGCAACAGGAGACCCAAUGAAAGGGACCAGGAGCAGAGAGUACACCGAGGAGGCCCAGAGAGUUCCCAACCCUGCACACAAACAGUUCGUCCUAGACCAGCAAAGACUAGACACCUUCGCAGAGUAUGAGGCAGGGUGGAAUAUACAGAAGAAACCCCCAGAAACAAGAACCUCUGGACGGUACCGGUCAGCAGAUAACAUCCUUGAUCCGGGACCAGAGGAGAGAACCAAAACCACCUGUUUCCACGAGAGAUCCAGAUCCUCUCCUUCAGCUGACAUCUAUGGGCAGAAGAUUCCAGUUCCUACAAGACAGUUUGAGACUGAGUUUUCCCAGACAGAGAGAAAACCUGCUGAACCGCUGAGCACUGCUACAGGGUUCUCUGACAGAGGGCCCGGUGACUGCAAAGUGAGAGAAAAGCCAGUGGAGUUUGAACAAUACUCAGCGCCACCCCCUCCGCCCAUGACAGGAGCCAACCCCGACUGCAGACACAGAGCUGCUCCAACCACCGUGAACCACAGACCCACCUCUGUCUCUCACAGUCUCACAGAGUCUGCCCUCCCUCAGCCUGGGGACCGCAGCCACGACGAGCCACCGUCUGGACCCCGGAGGAAGCCCACUGCACUGGAGAAGCCUCCCCCUCCCAGAAGCCCAGAGGUUGACUCCCACGAGUCCUUCACCAGUUCCCAGAGGGAAGUCUUCACCCAGGCCUCUCCUAACACUGAUCCUAACUCCGCCUUUGUCCCCACCCACUCUGCAAAGGGAGAUUCUGAGCAGGGCAAAGGACUUGUGGACAAAGGACAAGGGGCAGUACAUUAUCUGUCAACAUCCAAUCCUCAGCCUGCCUCCUCUCCCCCAGCGUCCUCCUACAGACCUUCAGGGCUGGCCAGUAUGGAGGGACAGCGAUCGCCGUCUCCACAGUUUUCCCCACAGAGACUGAGCGACAAGCCUCCCGUCUCUGUGCAGGAUGAAGACUCGGACAGGAUGGAGAAUGUGAUAGAAAGCCAAAAUCCUGCAGUGAAGAAAGUGCCCAUCAGGAUUGUCCACUCAGAGGGAGCCACAGAGAAGAAGAAUUGUCCUUUUUUGCAGCACAGUGAGUCCCCUGCUGUGGACGCUGAGGGUCCCGGUGUGAACAGGCUCGGCAGUCUGGGAGCUGCAGGGCAGGACUCCGUCUUCUGUGCCUUUACUCGGCACAGAGAGCCCGACGGUCUACCAGCUGCUCAGACAGACCCGAAGCUCCAGAGAGACACGUACAUGACCACUGUCAGAGAUCACAUCAGCCCCAGCUGUCAGCAGCCACCACAGCCCACAGACGAGCCCGGCAGCAACAGGACAGCUGUGACCGCAGGACUGACUGAGGAGGACCAGAAGAGAGAGGAGCUGGCCAGGGACAUCAUGGGGAAGGACAAGUCGCUAGCUGAUAUUCUAGAUCAGAGCAAGAUGAAGACCACCAUGGACUUGAUGGAGGGUAUCUUCCCUCAGGGGGAGCAGCUGUUGGAAGAAGCUCACCAGCGCAGGAAGGUGCCUUCAAAGCAGACAGCGUCCCGGCCUGCUGAGGAAAGAGAUAAGGAGGACACAAUGGCAGCAGCUGUUACCAUGGUGACCAGCUCUACGUAUUACAGCACAUCUGCUCCCAAAGCUGAACUCCUUAUCAAGAUGAAGGACAUGCAGGAGCAGGAGCAGGAGGAGGAAGACUCCGAAGACGAACUGGACAUUGAUCUGGCCAACAAGAAGCAAGAGCUGAUCGACAGCCUCAGCAAGAAGCUCCAGGUGUUGCGGGAGGCCAGGGAGAGUCUACAGGAGGACAUCCUGGACAACAACGCCCUGGGAGACGAGGUGGAGGCCAGAGUCCAGCAGGUCUGCAAACCCAACGAGCUGGACAAGUUCAGGAUGUUUGUCGGGGACCUGGACAAGGUGGUGAGUCUCCUGCUGUCGCUGUCGGGCCGCCUGGCCAGAGUGGAGAACGCCCUCAACAGCCUGGAGGAGGACGCUACUGCUGAGGAGAGGCGUACGUUGGUGGAGAAGAGGAAGCUGCUGAUCCGACAGCAUGAGGAUGCGAAGGAGCUGAAGGAGAACCUGGACCGUCGGGAACGUGUCGUUUAUGACAUACUGGCCAACUACCUGCAGGAGGACAGCCUUACAGACUACGAGCACUUUGUCAAGAUGAAGUCUGCGCUCAUCAUUGAGCAGCGCAAGCUUGAGGACAAAAUCAAACUGGGCGAGGAGCAGCUCAAGUGUCUGAUGGACAGCCUGCCAGUCGAACAGAGGCUGUCCUUCUGAAGGAGUUGGCCACUGUCUUUGAAAUGGCUCAAAACUCUCAUGAUGAAGACCGAUAAUGUUGCUUCAGGCUGCAGUUGAGCCCUGUGUCCAGUAGAUGGAGACAGAGACGAGAACCUGCAGAGACAAAGCGCCUGUUUGCAACAGGGACGGAGACAUUUUUUCAGUUCACGUCUCCUGAAGUGGACUCACAGCAUCCAUAUGUAACUCCUUUGUGAAAGAUGCUGCUUUUCCUGGCAUCAACCGACAACCACUGUAUCUAAACUCUUUCAUGCCAUUUUUUGCUGUUUUUAUUUUAUGUUUUUGGCUUUUUUUCUUUUUUUUUUUUAGUAAUUUAUUGUAGCCUUUUGAAUCUGCGCAGGAGGGGACAGUAUUUUAUCUUCAACUGAUCUGAGCAGCCGUGCUACCUGACGUGUGUCACACACUGAGCAACUACAAGUAUUUAUCAUGUUUGACGUUGAAAUAAUUUCACGCUCUGAAACCCUUUUCACCUAAUCACCAUAAAAUCUGGCCAAAUAUUUCAGUAAACUCAGAACCUUUUAUUAACGUUUCUAUAUAAACUAGUGGCCUUUUACUAAGAUUUACGUGCCCUCACUCUCCUCACGGAAGAAACGUUUCUUCUGUGAUAAACAAGGUAAAGACAGAAGGAUGUUAGUGCAGCUGCCCUGCGAAUGUUCUGGUCAUUUUAAAGAGCACUUGUUCAACUUCACUGAACAGAAGAAGCACUUCACAUCCAGAGUGGCCAGGCGCAGUCCUCCACGCCACCGCAGACACCGCUCGGUCUUUAAUCCGCUUGUGCAUGUUUCGUCCGUCAGAAAAUGGUGUUUAGUUUAUGAUUUUGCCACAUGUAAGAUGAGCAGGUGCUCCUGUAUUUUGUCCUAUUACUCCACUGUGUUUUCUUAUUCACGGUGCAGAUGUUUCCUACAUAGUUACCACAGAUGUUACUUGACUUCUAGAUAAUUUCAACACUAAAAAUUGUUCAGGUUGAUCAUUUUGCCAUCCAACGAGAUCGUUCCAAAGCAUUUUGACCAGCUUGAACUUGAGUCUGUCACUUGUCUAAAUUUCAGACUGUAAGGAUUAAAUCAGCUUCCCAGAGGUGAAGCCUGCUGGAGGACGUUUGCGUAUGUUACAGUCUGAGGCGCUUCAUGCACUGCUACAGCCUAACACUUUAUCAGCUGCGCUUCUUUAUGUCAGAAUAAAGAGUCUG
Messenger RNA from Toxotes jaculatrix (banded archerfish), 6345 nucleotides. RefSeq names its product shroom family member 2a (gene shroom2a). The coding region runs from base 231 to 5141 and encodes 1636 amino acids. NCBI's taxonomy places the organism in Eukaryota, Metazoa, Chordata, Actinopteri, Toxotidae. Gene Ontology annotation, molecular function: actin filament binding. Gene Ontology annotation, cellular component: apical plasma membrane; adherens junction; cortical actin cytoskeleton. The transcript has 11 exons. The record is from RefSeq and is a predicted model, not a curated record. Gene Ontology annotation, biological process: actin filament organization.